AUGGAAUAUUUGAGAAAAGUAUUGCUGGUCACUGUUUUCGGUAAGUUGAUAAUUUAACUCCUUAAAGAUUUUUAGAGGUACAAUUAAGACAUGUAGGAGAUAUAAAGUACCAGUUGACUGAAUCAGGCAUCCUUCCUCAUGAAUUAGUGAGGCCAUGGUUUAUAACUAAUGAAUUGUCAAAAUUUACCACACACGUGGCUCACUGAGCAAGAAAUAUAUACAUGUUUUUUUUGGAAAUUUGGCUAUUUCUGCUGGUUGGUCCCCGUAGUUGCUUAGCAACAAAACUGCAACGAAACAAAUUUGGUGUAGUUGUUUUUGUAGUUAAGCUUAUUCAGACAUUCAAAUAGUGGGGUGUGGUGCAAAGUCAGAAAGCGGGAGAAAAAAAUUGGGAGGAAGAGAGGAGGGAAUCGCUGUAGGAUCAGUCGUAAAGGGUUGUUUCCCCCCAACUUUGUCAGCUUGUAAAGUAAAAUAAUCCAAAUAUCAAUGAUGCAGACAUAGCCUUCCCCUCAGGCAACAUGAUUUCCCCUGAAUAAAAGGAUUACAUGGAAAUCAUUGUGAUUCUUAAAUUUUCAUGCAGAAUGCAGAGAAAAGACCUUAACCGUCAAAGUUUCUAGAAUUGUGGCAUUUUGGCUUUUUAUUAGGAUUGACCCUGCUAAAAGGAGUGCGGAAUUCUCCAGGAUCAAUUUUAGCAGAAAAUUCCUGGCUUUACAGGAUUUCAUUUUGCACGUGCGGAAAAGCUAAGAAAAAGAUGGGAAAAUCCAGGAGUGUCCAUGCUCCCCUGGCUUUCCAGGAAUUCGUGGAAAAGCCCGGAAAGCCAGGAGACAAUUUUCCACACUACUAGCUAGUUUCCAGGCUUUUCCUUAAGUGCAAAAAAGCUUUGACCUUCUGACUCUGAUCUGGCACUCUUGACUCCUCCUUGAUUCCAGGGUUACCUGGAAAAGCCAAAAAAAAUAAUAUUCCAUGCUUUCUGGGCUUUUCCCGUUCAAAAAGGCUUGGUGCUCCUGCAGACGUAAGUAGCAGUGCAGUAGUUUGACAGCCUUCUAAGUGUUCUCAGAGAUUUAUGCCCUUGAUCGGCACAAAGGAGAAUCUCGAGUUCUCUAGUUGACUUCCUUUUUUUCUGACAGCCUUGUUCCACUUGGUUGCAAGCUGUGUUUGCGGAGAUGAAACCAUCACUGGAGGCAAUGUACAGUGUAAAAUUCUUGGUCAAUCAGGAAAAAUAAGGUUGGUCUACAUUGGCAAUGACACUGAAGGUAACUUCAGUGACUCCAAUGACAAUCAACUGACAUUUGAGGUGGACUCGAUAUAUGAGCGUGAUGCACAAGGCAAUGAAGUUGGUAAAACCGGUCCCAAGAAGCAUUCCCUGAACAGCCUAGCAAGCCAGGAAUUUAACUUUACAAAGGUCGACAACGUUUCAUAUUAUCAAGGCAUCAAGGUCAUAAAUGUCAAUCUGACAGCCUACUUGGAUGGGCCACAGGCCACCCUUGAUGUCAUGGUGUUCCUGUUCCUUGAAGAUGGCAAUGUCACUUUUGGCAAUGAAUCAUUUGCAGUAUUCAAGGGAACCUUGAAGUUUAACAUUAAGGUUUGCUCUAGUCAGUGUUGUUACUAUUUUAUUAAUUCAAUAAAUGUUUGAAUUAGUGUUUAAAUGUACCUGGCUCCUUUCCAAAUGUAUAUUAGCUAGAUGCAUGAAUAUGGUGUCAAUAUACAGUAUCUAGAGAAUAUUUACCCAUUUGAGAACUGCACACUCUCAGAUGUUGAUUGCAGCUUCACUGUACUGUGCUGACAGUAGUGAUUGAGGGUAGUUCAAGUAAUUCAGUUACAAUUCUCCCAGCGUCUCUCCUCUACUGAUCAGAGCUGGUAUGACUGGCACUCUGAAUGGAAAAGAGCCGACUGUUCUUACAAGCACAUUUCCUCCAAUCCUGCCCCUUCCCCCUUAAAUUGCCUGCCAUACAGGCCAUUCAUUCUCUUUCCUGCAAUCUUAGCACUUGGCUGUUUGGUUUAUUGAUUAAAAACCUUUAUGAAAAACCUUUAUCAAAAAAAAGAACCUCAAUAUAACGAAACCUCGGUAUAGCGAACACAGUUUGUCAGUCCCUUGGCUCUUCGCUACGUCCAGGUUCCACUGUAACCUUUAUACAAACGCUUGUCUAUAAAAUAAACAAGUGAAUUUGGGUAAUACCCUCGAUGGUAUAUGUAUAUACUCUCGAGGGUAACAAAUAAAAAUACUUCUCUUUUCUUUAGAUUAAAGAUUGGGAAUUCUGUGAUCCAGGACUUUCAAACUGCCGAAAAGGCCAAACAAAUGAAGAAGGUGCUUUUAUUGACAUUACACUUGCGGUCAAAAGCAGGGGAACACCCACAAAAUUGUCCAAAGAAGACCGCGACAAGUCUAAAAAGAAGCCUGUCUGUUACAAGGAUAUGGACUGUCCUGAGACUUAUGACAUGGGUGGAGGGUCAGAGGUGCUGAUUAACAAGGAGGUAAAGUUAGCCUGUUCUCACCAAUGAAAAAAAAACAAAACGCUUGAUUCUCGUCGUUGUACAUGCCCUUUGAGCUCAUGAUAUUUCUUUUCACUUCUUUCAGAUUCUCUUAGAUGACGACCCAGUAGAUAUGCCAAAUCCUUUCCCUAAAUAUGAGACCCAAGGUAGCAAGAAGCUCUUUAUCUUCCGCAUUCCUAGGUUUAACAACACGGUUUUGAUUGACCCUACAGCCAACAUGGAUGGAGUAGCGGGCGAGCCCACCAUUGGCGGAGACGGUGGUGGUAAUGGUGAUGGAGGUAAUGGCAGUGGAGGUAAUGGCGGUGGAGGUAAUGGCGGUGGAGAUGGUGGCGAGAGUACCACGGGUCCACCAAAUGGCAGUGCCCCGAUGCUCUUGUUAAACGUCUUCGCGUUGGUUUUUCCUCUCCUUGCAGCUAUUGCGUUAUUUGUUUUCUAA
Messenger RNA from Porites evermanni, 2923 nucleotides. Lineage: Eukaryota; Metazoa; Cnidaria; Anthozoa; Scleractinia; Poritidae. The record is from the annotation of a GenBank genome assembly.